GUCAGCCAUCUUUGGUCUGUUGUGAUUCUGUCGAUCCAAAUGUCUGGACAUCAAAGACCUUCAGAUAACGAUGCUUGGGCUCUGCUGGCGUUAAAAUCAGCACCAGCUAGUCCAGCAAAAGUUCAGUGGUGUCCAGAGGAGACCGGACAGGCGAUUGCCCGUCUAGAGGGCAGAGAAUUUGAGUAUAUGGUGAGGCAGAAUCGUAUCUCGAUAGGUCGUAACAGCAGCCAAGGCAAAGUGGAUGUAAACAUGGGACAUUCCAGCUUUAUUUCUCGGAAGCACAUUGAAGUUUUCUUCGAAUCCCCGAACUUCUACAUGAAGUGUCUCGGGAAGAAUGGAGUUUUCGUGGAUGGGGUCUUCCAGAGGAAACAUGCACCCCCUAUACAGCUGCCGAAAACGUGCAUGAUACGCUUUCCUAGCACAAACAUCAAAUUGACGUUCCAGUCACUCAUUGAUGAAAGCAAUCCUCCAGCACAAGAGCAGAUUUCCAAAGUGCUCAGCCUGCCUAAGCGGCCGCCCGUCACUCCGCUGAAGAUCAACAUACCAGAGCCGGACAACACUGGCAGAUUUGCCAGCCCGUUCCCAUCUCCCACAGGAACACUGAGCGCCGUUAAUUCGUGUCCCACGAGUCCACGUGGCGGAAUCAUAGGCUUGCCGCGACAGCGGAACAUCGCCAAUGACCUGCAGAUGGCAGCAGAGUACAUGGGCGCGGCGGUUACUGCGGUGACAACCGACGACAGCAAGGAGAGCCUGGCUUCGACAGAGGCUGCGCGAGAGGAGAUGAAGCCUCCGUUCUCAUAUGCACAGCUGAUCGUCCAGGCGAUCUCGUCUGCUCAUGACAAGCAGCUGACCCUCAGCGGCAUCUAUGCAUACAUCACGAAAAAUUACCCCUACUACAGGACAGCUGACAAGGGCUGGCAGAACUCGAUCAGGCACAACUUGUCGUUGAAUCGCUACUUCGUGAAGGUUCCCCGCUCCCAGGAGGAGCCUGGCAAGGGGUCGUUUUGGAGGAUCGAUCCGUCAUCGGAAGCCAAGCUUGUAGAGCAGGCGUUCAGGCGACGACGUCAGCGAGGGGUGCCCUGCUUCCGCGCUCCCUUCGGGGGACUGUCGUCUAGGUCGGCACCGGCAUCGCCAACGCAGAACAGCAACAUGAGCGGUACGUUUACGCCGGAGAGUCUGUCGCGUGAGGGCAGCCCGCUGCCGCACGCCGGCGAACAGGUCGUCGAGACGACGACGGAGGUCGCGAGACAACUGUCGAGCCCCGUCGCAGCGGUGAACGCUCCCGUCGCCGCGCUCAUACAGAGAGACAUCAAAACCAGUCAGUCGGCUCCCGGAUCCCCGUCCGGUACGUGGGUAUCUGCUGCGAAAUCUGCACAUGCUACACGGGUGACCUCACCUGCUGGCGUGAUUACAUCGACAGCUGGCGCCCUCUACAUCAAUAAAUCGCAUGUACUAGUGGCACCAGGUCAGGGAGCUGUGGGAACGAACGGCUUUCCAAUGUCGGUUGUGAGCAACGGUACCAUCGGUCCACAGCAAGUCAAAAUUGCACAGCAGCAGCAACAGCAGAUGCAAAUGCCACGGUCGCCACAGCAACAACAGCAGUACCAUGUGCAACCUACACAGACUGUAUUGCACCAGGUGGAGGUGAAAACAGAAGACUCUGAAGCAAUGCCAGUGGCAUCUGCUGAGUCGAAAGAGAGGCCGAAGCAGAACUACACGCAGUCUGUGCUGACAACGGUGAUGCACGCACCUGUCAUGCACGCCACUCCUGCCGCAGCCGUCGCACUCUCACACAGCUUGUUGUUGAACCAGCUUCAGGCUCCACAGCCAUCGUCACAGCAUUCAGUACCCCAACAGGCGGUGCAACAGGUGGCACCAGCAGCACAGAUACAUCAGACCCAGCAGGUAGCAACGCCGAUAUAUUAUCAGCAACAAGCCACCGUACAGACAGUGCAACCCGCCAUGCCGACCAGCUAUCUGUUAAAGCGCCCCCUGGCGGAAGAGUCGAUGUCAGGAAAUGGCGUCGUAGAGGGAGAAGAGAGAGCGAAGCGACAGAAAGUUGAAGAGGAUGCAGCGGGCGAUAGUUUAGCGUGAGACCCAGCCCUCACGCCAGAGAUGCAGCGGGGGAUAGCUUAGCGUGAGACCCAGCCCUCACGCCAGGGAUGCAGCGGGGGAUAGCUUAGCGUGAGACCCAGCCCUCACGCCAGGGAUGCAGCGGGUGAUAGCUUAGCGUGAGACCCAGCCCUCACGCCAGGGAUGCAGCGGGUGAUAGCUUAGCGUGAGACCCAGCCCUCACGCCAGGGAUGCCGGUCGUUACGGUGCAAGUAUUUCGGUACAGUUAAUGAUUGCGGAGUUUGCUCGUGUUAGGUAGAUUGUAUGUCAUGUUGGUUGGAGGGCGUCUGCUACACGCACACCUGGGGCGGGAAUACCUGGGAAGCUCACCCGGCGAGGUGAUAAUUGUAGGCGUGAGCGCGGGCGUAGCGUUGCCUGUGCGACGAACCGAUCAGACUGCAGCGGUAACGCAUCCUGUCUCUAACGACAGCGUCGUUCCCGCACCGAGAACACGCUCCAGUAAACUACAUACUCGCACUGCGCACUCGAUCCCGUAACGAGCAGUAAGCGUGUACGCGAAGAUGCAACAAGCAUGAGGCACGAUGGAAACAAAGCUCUUUCUGUGGAAAGUGACACAGCCAGCAGCCUGCAGGAAACUUGUUAGUAAGUUGCGUGAUUGGCAGUGUAGCGCGCCCCCGUAAGCAAGGUGAAAUUGUCGUCGUGUGACGAUAUUAGAAAAAUAAUGUUGUAAGUGGGGAUAUGCAUUGCUUUUCACACCCUGUGCUGCAUCAUAAUUAAUUCUGGGAAACUCUGUUUACCAGUGCGCUGGGUAUAGGAAUGCUGAAGGAUGCUAUGAAUGCUACAGGUGGGUGAUUGGUUGGCUAUUAUCCCAUCUCAUUAGUGAGAGGAGAUCAACUUUGAUGAGACUGUACUUCCCCACCCUUCCCUAAACAGAAUAUAUCGUAGUUGGGAGGUUUGAUCGAGUGACUUGCACGUUCUAUGCUUUUUAUCCACGUGGGUGGCAUACAGUGGGUGUCACGUGUUAAGCACAGAGGACCGUUGUUAUCUACUGUGCAGUUAGAUGUAGGUGGCAGCACAAACGUCUCUAUGCUGUCUAGUUCCAUCAAUUCCUGUGUGCUGAGCAUGUAUCAUUCGCAUGUUUGAGCGUUAUUCGUGUGUCAACACUGGCUUGGCAUGAUCACGAAUAUAUUGCGGCUGCCACUCCUUCCCCCCCCUUAAUUGCUCCUCGGACACAUGUACGAGUUGCUGUAGAAUUUUCCGGGUUACCAGCUACCAUCGAUACUAAUCGCUAACUUUGUAUAUAGGGUCAUCAGAGAGUGCGAUGAUAAUUGAGAACUUUUAUCCACUGACUAUAAUAACCACUUGAGGAUCUGUGACUGCUGUUUGUUUACUCAAACACAUCAACUAGGUGAUAUCAUUACAACCAUUAUGUCAUGAUGAGCCGAAUAUCAAGAUAUUCUAUCUCUCCGUCUGUCUGUACGGUACAGCUCUACUCAGGUUUGCUACUUGGGUCUUUAUACUUGUCAAAGCUUGCGUUUCACAAGACAGGGCCAAUUGUCUGUUAGAAGGUUGAGAUUUUCCAUGUAAGUUGCCGUUAGAGGGCACGUGCGUAGCACGGCACGUUCGUUUCAAGUCUGCGUGUACGUGUUUGUAGUGCAUCAUCGAGUUAUUCAUUCCCAAUGUCGCCACAGAUACCGCCGCCAUAGCUUUCCGUGUCGUUUUCCGAACCCGGUGAUUUUGUUUGCCAACGCAACGACGUUGGCACUUCUGUUGUAAGAAUCGAUGUUAGUAUUCUCGUGCGUGACCUGUGCUCCACUCGCCUCACGGCCUCGCGCUAGGGGUGAGUGUGUGCGUGUGUGUGCGUGCGUGCGUGGUCGCCAUGUAAAGAUGUAACUACGCGCAAAGUGUGAAAUGGGAGAGUUGCACAGUAGGUCAGUGAGAUGUUGCACACAGUGUGCUAACUAGAUAGGAUUAUAAGGAUAAGAAUUAUACCGCCAAGUGUCAUGUAACUGCCAGGCGUACCAUCAAGCACCUGUGUGUGUACUGCUAUUGCUAUUAUUACAACAACAACUACUACUACGUCUACUACUACAACCUACUAGUCUCUUACUACUAUGACUACUUACUACUAUUACUAUUACUACUACUAUUGCUACGAUUAUGUAGAUGUUGUGAUAGCUAUUAACUUGUUCUUAUUUCGUAGACAUAUUGUAGUAGUGUAAAUCCCUUGUAAACUUGCACGUCAUGCUGUGUGCAUCUUAUAGCAGGGCCUGGAGGGUGAAACAUGAAUGCAAGUGAUGUAGUAGUGGGUUGCUAAGGUAAAGCAUAGACAAACAAGUGGCACUUGCAAAGAGUGAUAACAUGUGAAUUCGAUUUCAUUGUUGGUGUGAAUUCAAAUGCGUUCAUGCGUAUAUGAUUGGAGGAUUGCUCGUGCGGAGGCGACGGCAGCACAGUGUAGUUGGAAUUUUCUAAUCUGUUGUUGCAAGAGCUUAGAAUCUGUAAAUUCUAAACAAGGCAUACUGUGUAUUUACACUGUCGCUGGUGCUGCCAUCUCUCCUCGUGUGAGAAGGUUUCUGACAACCCUUUGUUCAUGCGGGAGGCAAGCGAGUAGAGGGCAUAUUCGUGUGCAUACCUACUGUGUUGUGCGCUAAGUUAGCUCUACUGGUGGUCUGUUAUUGGCGAUAUAAGCAUGCGCAUGGAGUGAGGAGUACGCAGUAAGUGUGCCCAUGUCAGAUUGUGUUCACGCUCUGAUAUAGUGGGUAGGUGGCUCUCCCUUGUUUUGUUGGGAAUGUCAGCAGAGCAGGCAGAGUGAGCGUGCAGAUGAGAGAGCCAGAUGCGUUGUAUUAUGUCAUUGGCACACACUUGGAGGUUAUGUAGAGUAGCAGCUGAACAGAGAGACAUCCAUCUAUUGCUGCUGGUAGGUGGCGCUGCAAUGUGGCGACCAUCCAUCACUGCAGCUUGGUGGCAGUAACAUGGUGAAUGUUUGUCGCUGCAGCUAGGUGGCGCCACGACGUGAUGUGGCGAUCCCCUGUCAAUGUGGCUAGGUGGCGCUGCGACGUGGCAACACUCUUUGCUGCAGCUAGGUGGCGCCCUCAUAUUGACGGGAUUAGAUUUUAUUAGAAUAACACCUUUUCGGCUGUCGAGGCUUGGGUGCCGUAGAGGUGUCGCGUGUGCGCUUGAUCGUUAAAUUAUGUGUUAAUUCAAAUACAGUGCCCUCUUUGCAGCGUGUGGGGAACAAAGCAAACCUGACAUGCUUGUGAGCAGUAUGCUGACUAACAGUGUUGCGUAUUUCGCUUGGUACUAGGUGGCAAGUAGUGCAGAAAGAGAGAAACAGGGAAGAAUAAGAAUGCUAUGUACUGAAGCAAGGAUGAGAUGUUUUCGUGGUAAACGCAUGCUCACCUGCUCACGUGUGUCACAGAUCACCGGUUGCUGUAGUCGUUGUCGUUGCUGCUGCCACUGCUGCUGCUGCUGUUGUUGUUGUUGUUCUUACUGUUGUGUUCGCAGAGCUCCUUUAAAGGUAGUCUUAGAGCAUCACAGGUCGUAGGCUUCUACAGUGAGAGAGCUGGAAAGAGAGAGACGUAGCUAGCUAUCUAUGUGUAGGGUAAUGUUGGCAGGCUUGUUGCUUCCGCGCUGCAGGUCGCUUGGCCUUUCCUGACAUCUGUCUGUCGAACUUUUGUGACCUGUGUCGACCUUAUGCCCGUGAUUUUCUGUUUGUGGCGUUUGUUGCUUAGAGAGAGAGAGGGUGCCACAGCCUUGUGGCUGCCUGCGGUGUGUGCGAGUAACGAAGUUUGCUGUGUAAUCUUAUGUUAGGGUAAUAAUAAUGACUUUAGCUCACACAUGUAGAAAGCCGUCGAUGUAGAGGUCUCUCUCAUUUCUCUAAAACAACUUCAAGAUCAUUGACAGCGAUAGCUGCUCACAGUGGCCUCUCGCAUACAUUCAUGUGACGAGCAUGUUGAAUGCCUGCUGGUAUACAGUAGAAAGUUUAUGUGACGGAUCGAAAAUUUGUUGUCUCGUCUUGUAAUUGCGUAAGAUGUAUAUGUAGCAGCAGCCGUCACGUGUCAGAUGUUAAUGAAUGUACAGUACAGUACUAUAUCCCUGGCUGUUUUGAUUUUUUGUAAUGCAAGCGUUUAUCUAUGUAGUAAAUAAAAACGGCCGCAAGCAUUGUUGGUUUACUCAG
This is a messenger RNA of Priapulus caudatus, 6250 nucleotides long. RefSeq names its product forkhead box protein K2-like. The transcript has 10 exons. The coding region runs from base 40 to 2094 and encodes 684 amino acids. Gene Ontology annotation, biological process: regulation of transcription by RNA polymerase II. The record is from RefSeq and is a predicted model, not a curated record. Gene Ontology annotation, molecular function: DNA-binding transcription factor activity, RNA polymerase II-specific; protein binding; RNA polymerase II cis-regulatory region sequence-specific DNA binding. NCBI's taxonomy places the organism in Eukaryota, Metazoa, Priapulida, Priapulimorpha, Priapulimorphida, Priapulidae.